This is a messenger RNA of Colossoma macropomum (tambaqui), 5089 nucleotides long. RefSeq names its product F-box and WD repeat domain containing 7 (gene fbxw7). The transcript has 11 exons. Gene Ontology annotation, cellular component: cytoplasm; nucleus. Gene Ontology annotation, biological process: proteasome-mediated ubiquitin-dependent protein catabolic process; ubiquitin recycling. Gene Ontology annotation, molecular function: ubiquitin binding. The coding region runs from base 1144 to 2976 and encodes 610 amino acids. NCBI's taxonomy places the organism in Eukaryota, Metazoa, Chordata, Actinopteri, Characiformes, Serrasalmidae. The record is from RefSeq and is a predicted model, not a curated record.
AAUGUGUUUUGUAAAGUUUAUAUCUGUAAGGAUCAUGAUGUUUUACAUUAAACUGCAGUAGAAAGCAGCCUUACACAUACACACUCUGCUCUUUUCAGUGAGUCACCUUAAACAACUCAGAUCACCAAUGAGAACAAACUCUUUCAGCUCCAAAAGGGCUCCUUAUUUGGUAGCACUGAUAGUUUUUUAAUUCCAAGAUUAACUAUAUAAUCUAUUGUCUAAGUUCCAAGUCUUAGUUGCAUUUCUUAUUCACAAAAAAAGAUUAUAUUAUAAAAUCAUAUAAAAUUUCAGUAAACAUGGAGACAUCAGAAAGAAAUAAGAAUUGGCUGUCCAGAAAACAGACUUGCAGACCAAACUUAUAAGAACUGCUACUUUCUGUUAAUUACAUAAAACAGAAAUACUGAAUGACUGAAAAUAACUUUGUUAAUACAGUCUUUAAGGGCUUGGAUGAUUUAGAAAAGUUGAAUUGCAGAAUUAAACAUCCUCUUUGACUGAUCUAGCGCUCACUCGUUAACCUACAGAAAUUUGGUAAAAAACGUGAUAUCACUGUUUUGCCAUGCCGCUGUAUUUUAACAUGUUCAGAUAUUUGUUCAUUCAUUAUUGUUGAAAUAUUAUCAGGAGAAGAAACAACAACUCCAACAAGUAAAACUAAAUUCAGCAUAUUGCUUUAUUUAGAUUUAGUUUUGGCAUUUGACCAGUGUUAGCCACGUUGUACAUGCUUAAGUGUAUCAAUACAAAUCUGAACACUUCUACUACCACCUUGUUGCAUUAGACUGAAGUUGUUGUGUGUGGAGAGAAAGCUCAGUGGUCGUCUACAUGUGGUAUCAGAUAAGCGCCUGGCUACAUUCUUUGCUGGUGGUCAGAGUGAUCAAACCCUGGGGCUGGAGGGGGUAGCAGGACUUCAGACAGUACAGACAGCAGCUGCCAGGCGCAAUGCUGACAUCACACUCUCGGAUAUUUUAAAAGGGGCCGAGAGCAAGGGGAGCUUGCUGUGACCACGCAAAGCCAGACCAGACUGUCUAAAAGAACGUUCAGGAACCAUACAGUCUGCCUGAGAAAGUGAACCAAUUCUCCUUUGGCUGAGUGGAAGCCUAUCAGUUUGGUCUUUGGGGAUAUGACCCACUAGGUCCUGCUGUACUGGCAAUGCUCCGGCAUUGCCCCAUCCCUCGCUUCUCAUCAGCCGGCCCUCAGAGGAAGAUGCCCAAGGCCUCGGGCAAGGAGAAGGCGCCUCGGGCUCUGCCGGAGAGCCAGGCGCUCAAGCUGGCUGACCCCAAAGAAGUGGCCAAAGAGCCGCUUCCUCCGCAGAAGGUGCUGAGAAUCUUUAGCAUUAACAUCAUCGCGCAGGGCCUGCCCUUCUGUCGCAGACGGAUGAAGAGGAAGUUGGACCAUGGCUCCGAGGUUCGACCUUUCCCUUCAGGCAAAAAGCCCUGUCCAAGUCCGACGGGUUUGGUCCCGUACCCGUCCACCCCCACUACGUUUGGCGACCUGCGGGCGGCUAAUGGUCAGGGUCAGCAAAGACGCCGCAUCACCUCCAUACAGCCUCCCACCGGCCUGCAGGAGUGGCUCCGGACCUUUCAGAGCUGGAGUGGGCCGGAGAAACUUCUGGCGCUGGACGAGUUGAUUGACAGCUGUGAGCCCACGCAGGUGAAGCACAUGAUGCAGGUGAUCGAACCGCAGUUCCAGCGAGAUUUCAUCUCCCUGCUCCCCAAAGAGUUGGCCUUGUACGUGUUGUCGUUUCUGGAGCCGAAGGAUUUGCUCCAGGCUGCUCAGACGUGUCGAUACUGGCGCAUCCUGGCGGAAGAUAACCUCCUCUGGAGAGAAAAGUGCAGAGAAGAAGGUAUCGAUGAGCCGUUGCACGGUAAGAAGAGGAAAGUGGUAAAGCCCGGAUUUAGCCACAGUCCGUGGAAGAGUGCUUACAUCAGACAGCACAGAAUAGACACCAACUGGAGGAGAGGAGACCUCAAAUCACCCAAGGUGUUGAAAGGGCACGAUGACCACGUCAUCACCUGUCUACAGUUUUGUGGAAACCGCAUUGUGAGCGGAUCCGACGACAACACGCUGAAAGUCUGGUCUGCUUUUACAGGAAAGUGUUUGCGGACGUUAGUUGGUCACACCGGAGGCGUCUGGUCGUCUCAGAUGAGGGACAAUAUCAUCAUCAGUGGCUCCACAGAUCGAACUCUGAAGGUGUGGAACGCAGACACAGGAGACUGUAUCCACACGCUGUACGGACAUACCUCAACUGUGCGCUGCAUGCACCUUCAUGAGAAAAGGGUGGUUAGUGGAUCUCGUGAUGCGACGUUGCGCGUGUGGGAUAUAGAGACGGGUCAGUGUUUGCAUGUUCUGAUGGGUCAUGUGGCAGCGGUGCGGUGUGUCCAAUAUGAUGGCCGGAGAGUGGUGAGCGGAGCGUAUGACUUCAUGGUCAAAGUGUGGGACCCAGAGACCGAAACCUGCUUACAUACACUGCAGGGACACACCAACAGAGUCUACUCAUUACAGUUUGACGGUAUUCACGUGGUGAGUGGGUCUCUGGACACAUCAAUCCGAGUGUGGGACGUGGAGACGGGGAACUGCAUCCACACCUUGACAGGUCAUCAGUCUCUGACUAGCGGGAUGGAGCUGAAGGACAACAUCCUGGUCUCGGGGAACGCCGACUCCACUGUCAAAAUCUGGGACAUCAAAACAGGCCAGUGUCUGCAGACCCUACAAGGUCCCCAUAAGCACCAGAGCGCGGUGACGUGUCUGCAGUUCAACAAAAACUUCGUGAUUACCAGUUCUGACGACGGUACGGUGAAGCUGUGGGAUCUGCGGACGGGCGAGUUCAUCCGGAACCUAGUAACGCUGGAGAGUGGGGGGAGCGGCGGUGUGGUCUGGAGGAUCCGCGCCUCCAACACCAAGCUGGUGUGCGCCGUGGGCAGCCGAAACGGCACGGAGGAGACCAAGCUGCUGGUGCUGGACUUCGACGUGGACAUGAAAUGAAAACAUUUAUGGAUUAUCCAUCACCACGCUGGCGGAGAGAGAAAAAAUAUAUAUAGAUGAACCGGGAGGGGGAGGAGUCCAAAAAAACCUGAACUGGGCCUCCUCGCGCAGCUCCGCGGCAGGACCCAUCGCUCGCUCGCUCACUGUAUCUCAUCCUCCUCCUCGACCUGCCGUGCCAUCGCUCGUGGGAUGCCCCCUUAGCAACCGUCGCCAUGCAGCGAGGUACGGUAGGGGGGUGGGGCCUCUGCAGCAGCACAGCAUUCUGGGAAAGGAAAGGCACAGACAAGGAGGAUGCUGGGUUAAACGGGGGCGGAGCUGCAGCGGCCUUGCACAGAGACUUGGUGAAAUUCAAGCCUGACGAUGUACAAACAUACAGCUUAUUUUUCUUUCCUCUUUUUGUUUUCUUGUUUUUGUUUUUUUAAUCUGAACAAACAGUCAACACUGUAUGCAUGGUGAGAGAGUGGAGCCUCAGUGGUGAAUGGGUGCAGUUUUAACAGGAAAAAAAAAGCAGAACUGAUGGAAGAAGGGGUGAUUUAAAUGUGAGGAUUCAAACAAACAAAGGAAGCCAAUCUUAUCAGUCCUGACUAAGCAGGAGCCCACUGUUUUUUGUUUUUUUUGUUUUUUUUUCCCCACUGCGUUGUCAUUGUUAAAUUUUUUUCCCCCCACAUUUGUUUUUUGUUUUUCUUUUUUCAUGAGUUCGACACAACUGUGAAUUCAAAAAUUACUUUUUUUUUUCCAUUCUUUUCAUGUUUUUUUAGUCCACUGUUGCCACUAGCAACAAGGCUCAGUAUUAAGCUAGAUCACAUUUUUUCUGUUGAUGCUGUUUUCUCUGGUUUUGUUUUUUUUUUAUUAUUAUUAUUCUGUCAUAUUUUUUUUCCUCCUUUGCAGAAAGACGAUGUGCCCUGCUGUCCUCACGUGUCAAACCAGGCUGCUCAUGUUGGCUCUCCUCAGUACUGGUGCUUCAUGGGAGAUGGGGACUUUUUUUUGGUUAAUUUUUUGUUUUGUUUUCACCCAUUAUCCCCAUGGGUACCCCCCAUAUCCUCCACCCCCCCAGUGGCCAAACUGAACUUAAUGCUGCUAGACACAAAUGAUGAGGUGGAACUGUUGUUUUUUUGUUUUGAUUUUUUUUUUUGCUGGCUGUGACGUUUUAGUCCCAGACUAGAUGCUAAAAUAAAUGUACUUCUAAAGUUUGGACUUACAAAUAAAAAAAUGACACAGACAUGCAUAAAAAAAAAACGAGAUAUGUAAACAACAAACUUUUUUUUCUUUUGUUUUUGUUUGUUUUUUGCCACUGAAACUUGAGCCAAAUGUGCCUCUACGAGGCUGAAAAGAGGGAGAAUGUCAGACGAGACGACAAGAAAACCUGAACUAUUUUGACAGUGUGUGUUUGCUAGCAAGACUGUGUGCGUGUAUAUUCGUGUGAGAGAGUGUAUGUUGUUCGCACCACAUUCCUUGGGACAAAAGCUUAUCAGCCUGUUCUGUGAGGAAUUCUUUAAUUUGACAGAUCUAUGAAAAUAAUACAGCGUUUAAAAUUAGACAUCGUCUGUCCACAUAAAUUUAGCCGGUCGCUUCCAGGGUUCACUCAGAGAUGGAGUAAGAGAAUGUGGAGAACGUGCCACCCGAAGCUUCAUCAGAGACGUUCCUGCCGUCUACGUAGAAGAAAAAAAGAACGCCAAAAAGACCACAAUUCGUCUCAUUCUCCGUCAAACACAACUCAAGCUGAACUGUGAAAGUGGUUUAAACACUGUAUAUUACGAUUAAAAAGAAAACUUGUUCUUUCUCCUCUCUUUUAUUUAUGAUCUGGUUUGAGAAAUCAGAUGUUGGAGGUGUUUUUUUUUGUUUGUUUUUUUUUGUUUUUUUUAUAUAUUUUUUUCCCUUCCUCAGUCCAUGUAAAACUGCCUGAUGUUCACAGACAGACAAAAAAGAAAACCUUAAAGGGAUUGUCUGUUUGUUUGAUUCACUUAGAAUUUUUAUUUUCUUAUAACUUAAGUGCAAUAAAAAUGUGGGGUUUAUUUUCUUUCCUUUUUUUCAUUUCAAGCUUUUUUGGUUGUCUUUGUUUGUCACUGUGUGAAAGUGUCAUAUGUGCCCAAUAAAGCUUCUAUGGUUUAUUGUA